AAAAUGAGAUAGAACAACUUUUGCCAUGCAUUAAACAUGACCAGGAAGCACCACGGGGAACACAAGAGAUAAUUGCAACAGUAAAGAACUAAAUUGCUCCAGUGUGCUCUCUAGGAAAGAGAACGCCAGUCUGUCAUACAACGUUUCAAAACAGUUAAAGUUGAGAGUCCCUGGAAAGCAGCCUCAUACUACCUGUGGCAGAGAGCCAUUGAGGAAGGGAGGCAUGGUUAUGGCCCACAUAGAGCACUCUUGCCCCUGUGCCUCCUAUUACUGCCUCAGCCCAGGAGCCUGCUUCUCAGAGAGCAGAUCCUGAGUGAAGUGUAAAGCAUCUUGAGGCCUUCCUAGGCUGUGGAACACAUCAUACUGCUGAUAGAAGGUAUACUGUGAGAGAAGAAGCUAGGCUACCUGAUGGGCCAGGCCACAGUGACCUGUCUACCACAUCAGGGCCAGCUGCUCUCACUCAGGCCGUCACCUCAUGACUGCCCAGCACUUGAGUGUGCCUGAUUUGUUGUCUGGAGAAGGGUGCUCAGGAUCGCCGCUUCAAUGAUGAGAUUGACAAACUGACUGGAUACAAGACAAAAUCACUUUUGUGUAUGCCCAUAAGAAACAGUGAUGGAGAGAUUAUCGGUGUGGCACAAGCAAUAAAUAAGACUCCUGGAGGUGCCCCAUUUUCUGAUGACGAUGAAAAAGUGAUGCAGAUGUACCUCCCAUUCUGUGGGAUUGCCAUAUCCAAUGCCCAGCUAUUUGCAGCUUCAAGGAAGGAAUAUGACAGAAGCAGGGCUUUACUGGAAGUAGUGAAUGACCUCUUUGAAGAACAAACUGACUUAGAGAAAAUUGUCAAGAAAAUUAUGCAUCGGGCCCAGACUCUUCUCAAGUGUGAACGGUGUUCAGUAUUACUUCUGGAAGAUAUUGAAUCACCAGUAGUGAAAUUUACAAAGUCCUUUGAGCUGCUGUCUCCAAAAUGCAGUGCUGAUACUGAAAACAGUUUCAAAGAAGGUGUGGAGAAAUCAUCAUCUUACUCUGACUGGCUAAUAAAUAACAGCAUUGCUGAACUUGUAGCUUCCACGGGUCUCCCAGUGAAUAUUAGUGAUGCCUAUCAGGAUCCUCGCUUUGAUGCUGAAGCUGACCAGAUCUUUGGCUUUCACAUAAGGUCUGUUCUCUGUGUUCCUAUAUGGAAUAGCAGCCACCAAAUAAUAGGGGUAGCUCAAGUGUUGAACAGACUUGAUGGGAAGCCUUUUGAUGAUGCUGACCAGCGAUUGUUUGAGGCCUUUGUUAUUUUCUGUGGCCUGGGCAUCAACAACACAAUUAUGUAUGACCAAGUGAAGAAAUCCUGGGCAAAACAGUCUGUGGCUCUUGAUGUUUUAUCUUAUCAUGCAACAUGUUCGAAGGCAGAAGUUGAUAAAUUUAAGGCAGCAAACAUCCCUCUGGUGUCAGAGCUUGGCAUUGAUGACAUCCAUUUUGAUGACUUCUCACUUGAUGUGGAUGCCAUGAUUACUGCAGCCCUGCGGAUGUUCAUGGAACUUGGAAUGGUUCAGAAAUUUAAAAUUGACUACGAGACGCUGUGUAGGUGGCUUUUGACAGUUAGGAAGAAUUAUCGAAUGGUUUUGUAUCACAACUGGAGACAUGCUUUCAACGUGUGCCAACUAAUGUUUGCCAUGUUAACUACAGCAGGAUUUCAAGAGAUUCUGACUGAAAUUGAAAUUUUAGCUUUGAUUGUGGGAUGCUUGUGUCAUGACCUUGACCACAGGGGAACCAACAAUGCCUUCCAAGCCAAGAGCGGAUCAGCCUUAGCUCAGCUCUACGGCACCUCUGCUACCUUGGAGCACCACCAUUUCAAUCAUGCUGUCAUGAUUCUCCAAAGUGAGGGUCACAACAUCUUUGCUAACUUGUCCUCUAAGGACUACAGUGACCUUAUGCAGCUUCUAAAGCAAUCGAUAUUGGCAACAGACCUCACGCUGUAUUUUGAGAGAAGGACAGAAUUCUUUGAACUUGUCGGUAAAGGUGGUUAUGAUUGGAAUGUUAAAAACCAUCGAGAAAUAUUUCGAUCAAUGCUAAUGACAGCCUGUGACCUUGGAGCUGUGACCAAACCGUGGGAGAUUUCAAGACAGGCAGCUGAGCUGGUAACCAGUGAGUUCUUUGAACAAGGAGACAGAGAAAGAUCUGAACUGAAACUCAUCCCUUCAGCCAUUUUUGAUCGGAACAGGAAAGAUGAACUACCCAGGUUGCAGCUCGAGUGGAUUGAUAGCAUCUGCAUGCCAUUGUAUGAGUGUCUUGUGAAGCUGAACGUGAAACUGAAGCCUAUGCUGGACUCUGUGGCAAAAAAUAGAGGUAAAUGGGAGGAGUUGCACCACCAAAGACUUCCUUCUCAGGCAGCAUCCUCGUCCUCCUUUCCCUCUACUUUUACCAUGUCUCUCAAAGACAUAAAUUAAGCCUGCAAACGUCAGUGUUUAUUUAUGAUAAGAGCUGUCUGAAAGGAUUUCAAAAGCUUUGGCACACCAUUUUUAUUUUUUAAAGAAACACUUUCACAGAUAUGCUUAAUUGAUUGGAUAGUAUCUUGACAGCAGCCUGGCCUGCUAUUACGGGCAGGCAUAGUGGAUCUGAAGGGAAGGCCUGCAGUGAGAUUGCGCUGGUUUCCAAAGCGACAAGGAGGACUUAGCACAAGAAGCAUUUAUUCAGCUCUGCUACAUUUCAACUGCUGCCAUAAAAAUCUGUAGAACUGACAACAGACUGAAAUAUAAGAACUUACAACUUAAUAAAAUUAAUAAUACAGAGCAGAACUGGGAUGCAAGCUGGUCAAUUCAUAUGCAAGGAGCUGCAGGAAAACAGAAUAGUGUGUAAUUACAUUGUUGUUUUGCAUCUCGUCAGUACAUGUUAUGAAUCAAUUAUGCCUGCUUUUGUGAUGUUCCUCUCUUCCCUCCUCUUUUAUGCCUGGAUGUUCUGAGAAGCCUGCUUUGUAUUCUAAAGAAGUAUUUUUUUACAACAACGCUUCUUAGUGAUUGAUCAGGGCCUUUAGAAUUGCCUACCUUUGCUACAUUUAAAAACAAACUUUAUUAUCUUUAAAAAUACCAAUCUGUCCCUGCUUCCCUGAGAAAUUCAUAUUAACAAUGCAGUAAAUUUCUCUGCAAGGGGAAGCUUGCAUUAAAGCAAAAUACUGCACGCUAAUUUUAGAGGGUUUUUUUUUUUAAAUACUCCUUUAGCACGUUUUUUUUUUUUUUUUUUUUUAAAUUACAGUGUACCCUAUGGGAAAAAGUAAUGGGCUUCAAUGAAUAUAGAAUAAAAAUAAAAAGGAAAUCUGCUGCCUUAUGCUUCAGGUUUAUAUUAAAUUGAAAACUGGACCGUGGAUGAACCUCUCUAGUAUAAUUUGCAGUAGAAAUGAAUAUUUUAAAAUGGUAAAGAGAAAGAGUAUUAUCAUACUGAACUGACUACCUCUUACUUCUCUUGCAGUACUCUCAGUACACUUUAAGAGGACGUUAUUACAGCUAGCACAGCGCUAGGCUCACACAUAAACAUCUGUGGUAGAGGGGUUCUUUAAAGUUUAAUCAAAAUCAAUAGGUCACAGAACCAAAUGUGUUCAGCUCUGCGUGAUGACACUGGUAUUAUGCGAAAGUUGGUCUCCUUCCAUCAGUGUACAGAUCUCUAGUAUUGGAAAGCUACGGUGUCUGAAUUGAGGGUGCUUUCUCUGCUGCGUGAUGGGACCCAAGAGGAGUGAUGUUGCAGUGCUUAAGAGUUCCCAUUCAUGGGCGAAGAAAAGCCUUUGUACUCAUUGAAAAUGCCAUAGUAAAUAUAGGCUCGUCUGGCAACCGAAAUUAAAGCUGAAUUUGGCUACAUUUUACACCUGUGAUGAUGUCCGUUUGCUUCAUGGAAUUACUUUGAACUGGCAGCAGCUUCACAGAAACCAGAACCUGGCCCAACCAACCAAAUGCCAAAAAGAGCUUCCCUGCUUCCCAGUGCAAAGAAGUCCUUAGUUGAAAAGCUGACAUCUGUCCGACAAUCAAACAGAAACAACAGAUCCGCUGACCGCUUCCUUAAGUAAAAACACAGACCAAAAACAAAACAAAGUCCUCUGUGCUACCAAUCACGUGUACAGGGGAAUAGGUGGAAAUUUCAGUACCAUUACAAACCAACCUGUCACCACACAACUGAACCACAUCACUUUAUCUACCGAAUGAAGCAGUGUAGGAGCAGAAACACAGAGUGCACAGCAGUGAACACACACAUCAAAUGGAAAUGUUCCUGCUACUAUUUUACCACUUUUUUCUUCCCCGAAUAAAGAUAGAUGCCGGAUAGUAAACAGCAAGACACAUACAACUUGUAAUGCAUACUUUAUAUGGGAAACAGAUACCAGAAACUGACACAGUACUGCUGGCUCGUACGCAGAGCUCUCCUGAAUUUUGAUAUUGCAUAUUGCUACGUGUAACAUAAUUUACAGCGCACACCCUGAAGCUUCCCCCAAGGUUGAGUUUCCCCUCGUUUCCUCUCCUUUUUAUUGGCUUCAGUGCGCUGUUGCCCAUGGCAACUCCCACGGCAGUGAUGGGAAUUCAGCACCGCACCACCUGACAUCCAGCUGAAGCUCUAACAAUGUCAACCAUCAAUCAAGUGACUGUUUGUAAUUGCCUCCAUCCAUUUCUCCUGUCUUUCGGUAGCUUGGCUAUUGUGGGUCAAAAUCCAGAAAGUGCUGACUAAUGUUAUGGUUCUGUUCCUCCAUCACAAGGAAGAAAAUGAGAGAGCACAGUUAGAUCUUUAUCAAAUUGUUCUCAGGCAAAAUGAGGCAGCACUGCUGAAAUCAGGGGGUCACAGCAGCGUAUCACAGAGCAGAAUUUGGUGUCUGAAAGCUAUACAGUUCAAUAUUAUUAUUUUAUAAAAGCUUUUUUUUUUUUUGACACAGCUUAGGAAUCAGCAAAAGAUUCACAUCUUUGACAGAAAAAGAAAAUUCUUCAUGGAAGCAAAAAGAAUCUUAUUCCAAGUUUCUCAUAUUGAAAAGGAUGGAAAGCAGUUCUUAAUGAGUGCUUACAAGCUUUAUAGGCAGGCACUGUGUCUGCUUCUCAUUAUCUCUGACACCAAGACAUUUUUCCAGUAAUUUGGUUGGUUUUGACGCUACCCUGAGACACACGCAGCACAGGUGAGAUGACUGCGGGUUAUGAAGUCUGAAUUCUCUUUCUUUUACUCCCUUCCCUGCCCAAUGCACAAGAUCAAAACGCAUGGAGCCUAUCUGAUUUCAUGGUUGCAUAUAAAGCACAGGGCCAGCAGGGCGAGGACAAAGGCAAGGAGGAUGGAGAUCCCACUGUUACCCAGGCCAGAGCUGGUAGAUUGCUGCUUGGCCUUCCCCUGCAGAUGCCCACCACACUCAGUGGCUCAGCGUCAGAGGAGCCCUCACUUCUCUGCCCCUACUGUCAGUGGAAAUUUUGCCUGGAAUGGGGACUCAAGAAUUUACAACUACAGUGCUAAAAUGGAGUUAGCACAAGGUGCAUCCAUAGGAGCUGCAUUCUCCUCAAAGGUGCUCUGAGCCAGUUUAGUUGUAAUGCUGUCCUCAGAAAUAGUUCAGGCUAGGCAGAAUUUCCACUCAGGAUUCCCACCUGUCAGACAGCUUACCAAAAAUCAACCCUUCCUCACCAAAGAGAAAAAGAUCUAAACGCUGUAGCAUCACCUAGUGCAACCAGGAAGGCGCCUGGCAUUCAGAUCCUGUUUGGUUCAGAGCAGGCUUCAAACUACAGGUGCACCUUGCUCCCUACAGGGAGGCACAAGGGCAGCCUGUCUCUUCCCUCCUGCUGAAGCCCUUUACACAUGCUGAUCAAGAUGUGACAUCCAGGUGUGUGGUUCCUGCUUCAUGCCUGGGGAGCUGCACAAGGCAGAAAGGCAUUGGUGGAAGAGCUCAGAAGGGGCUCCAGUGUGCAUCCUCCUGGGUUAAAGCAGAGCCCUGCAUUACAACUCUGUGACCCCACCAGGAAACCAGUGCUGCUCAAGGCUCAGAGAACUUGAACUGGACACUCUCCUAUGGAUCAGACAGAAGAAGGAUUUCCCACCUCCUGAGAAUGAGACAACCAAGAGGUACUAGCAGUAAAAUCAGACAAUUCGCCCUAAAACUGAAUCACUGUUCAGGCCUUUCUCCCAGCCUGGGACCUACAAGCAAAAUAAAACUUCCUAAUUCGAUCAAGACCUAGACAGCUGCUUCUGGCAGGACACAGUUUGGUGUCACACACAAGGUUAGGAAACAGUAGCUCAUGAAAGUUUAAUCUGGAUGCCUAACGUGGCAAUCAGACACAUAACUCCCCAUGCAGCUCUGUCUUAGCCAGCUUGCUCUCCUUUGCCAGACCAGGGAUCUUGCUGAGAAGGUCAUUAGUAUGUUUAGUACCCUGCUGGAAAUAACUAGAGCGUAGAUGAGUGUGUUUCUUUUUAGCUCAGGUAUUCAUUCAGAUGGUGUCCUUGGUACAGCGGCUGCAUUUUCAGGACUGGUGUCCUUGCUAAUUGCUCCUCCUUAUAGUGCACUGCUAUUUCAUAACGUGCCUGUAGUUAUCAGCAAAGCCAAUACUAGUAUUCACAAACUGUUUUGGAAAACUGCAACCAGCAGUGCCUAAGAUAGUUUUUAAUAUUUAGACUAAUUGUUCCCAGUAGAAAAAUGGGAGUGUUUCAGUCUACAGGUCAAAGAUUUAUUUUCCCUCCAUACAAUUACAAUACUAAAAUCGUGUGAACGGUUUCUAAGAAAACAGAAUUGUGAGGUAAAUAGCAGGUGAAAUGAGAGAUUUUCAUUACCUGAAUGUGACAGUAUUGGAAUCUAUACUGUGUAUUGGUUGUUACCUUUUCUUUCUUGUAUUUAGUUACCAAUUUAUAAGCAUGUUGGACACUGCCUCUUACAGUUGUGUGGAGAGUACCACUGUAAGCUUUGAACCUUCAUGUAUGGGCAACAACAGACACAUGCACAGAAACAGCAUGUAUAUUUUCAAAUGCAAGAGCAUCCUACUUGCCUUCAAAAAUACACAAUAAAUAUCCUUGCCUCCUUGUCCUUUUUGCAUUUUAAGAUCAUUACCCUCAUUGUUUUGCUUUAGUAGGUCAAACAAUGCUGAGUCAGCUUUUUAAAAGCAUGUUUUUGAAAUUAACAAUUUGGUUUUAUUGGUCUCUCUAAAAAAAUAAAAAUAAGUCACGUAAUUGUCUCCUGUGA
Messenger RNA from Gallus gallus (chicken), 7153 nucleotides. RefSeq names its product phosphodiesterase 11A (gene PDE11A). The coding region runs from base 594 to 2429 and encodes 611 amino acids. NCBI's taxonomy places the organism in Eukaryota, Metazoa, Chordata, Aves, Galliformes, Phasianidae. Gene Ontology annotation, molecular function: 3',5'-cyclic-nucleotide phosphodiesterase activity; protein binding. The record is from RefSeq and is a predicted model, not a curated record. Gene Ontology annotation, biological process: signal transduction. The transcript has 20 exons.